AUGAACGAUGAUCCAUCGCCCAACGGGACGACGACGCGAGACGACGACGGGGCCGAAACCGUCGGACGAAAUGAAGGUCCCGACGAUGACGACGGCAACCUUCAUCUCAACAAUCUCACCCACGCUUCUCCGUCUCCAUCGCGCUCCCCUUCGAGGCGCCGUCGCAGGAAGCGGAGUCGAAAGAAGCGCAGUCCCGGUCUCGCCAAGAAGCUCUCCUUCGUCACCCACCUCCUCAAGACCAUCGACCUUGUUGUCUUUGCAGAACUAAGCGCUCUGUAUUACAUGGAAUGCUCCCUCUUUCGAUUCAUGCUGCGCGCCGUCGGCCAGUACAUGUACCUGACGCCCAAGGACGAAGCCUUCCCCUUCCUCAUGCCUGCCAGUCGUCUCCACGUCCUCCUUGUCGUCAUACCAAACUUCAUCUGCUUACUCCUUCACGCCUUUGGCCCCGUCCCCUAUGGGCCCGACUUCCACCGAGGAUACCAGCACGGCGGCCUGAUCAUCGACUUCAUCGGACAGCAGCCUCCGACCUAUAAGCUGUACUACGCCUUGGCCGACCUGGCCAUCUUUGCCCUGCAGUGCUUCAUGCUGAGCGUCCACACCCAGAGGGAGCAGCUUCGCGUCAGCCUCAAGACAUUUCGACCUUUGGUUCCCGGGCUUGCCCAGGAGCUAUCGAAUAGGCGGCGCUCGGCCGAGGAUCUAGAUGCAGAGGAGCGAGGCAUCCUGCGGGAAGGGUUAAAUGCCGCUCUUGACGACGACGACAACGGCCUCGAGUUGCAGUCGCUGCAUGGUUCCCGGGAAGAAGGGGAGGUGGGGGAGGAUCCCGAGCCGGGCCGAGAAGGCGAAUCGUCCCUGCGAGACAGCCCCGGAGAUGACGCUCCGAGAUCACACCUGUUCGACGUCAUGACUUCCGGCAACGCCAUCCUCGGCGAAUACCACCUCGUUCAUUCCAUCAAAUCAGCCGCCAUCGACCUCGAGCGCUCGGCCGCGCAGUCCAUCCAGACGAUCGGUUACGGCGCCACCGUCGCUGCUCUGCGGGCCCGUCGGCGACGAACACAUGCCCAGCCUGGAUCGCAGGAAAUCAUUUAG
This is a messenger RNA of Drechmeria coniospora, 1086 nucleotides long. RefSeq lists its product as uncharacterized. The transcript is spliced from 2 exons. Gene Ontology annotation, cellular component: Dsc E3 ubiquitin ligase complex. Bases 1 to 1086 code for a protein of 361 amino acids. Gene Ontology annotation, biological process: protein processing; SREBP signaling pathway. NCBI's taxonomy places the organism in Eukaryota, Fungi, Ascomycota, Sordariomycetes, Hypocreales, Ophiocordycipitaceae. The record is from RefSeq and is a predicted model, not a curated record.